GUCCCAAAAGGUCAAGUUACUAGUUACAAGUCUCUCAGCGAUUCUCUCAAAUCUGGGCCUAGAGCUGUUGGGCAAGCAUUGCGAGUGAAUCCAUUUAUGCCUUUGCCAGUACCAUGUCAUAGAGUAAUUACCUCUAAUCUAUCAAUUGGUGGUUUUGCUGGUGGUUCGGGAGAUUCACAAUUGGUAUGCAAUAAGCGCUCCAAACUUAUCAAGGAAGGCUGUUUAUUCGAAGGCGAUACGUUUAUUGCUAAUUCUGAUGGAAAACGCCAAAUUUUUGAAAAUUUUAAAAUGUGA
This is a messenger RNA of Phycomyces blakesleeanus NRRL 1555(-), 294 nucleotides long. RefSeq lists its product as hypothetical. Gene Ontology annotation, molecular function: methylated-DNA-[protein]-cysteine S-methyltransferase activity. The transcript has a single exon. Gene Ontology annotation, biological process: DNA repair. The record is from RefSeq and is a predicted model, not a curated record. NCBI's taxonomy places the organism in Eukaryota, Fungi, Mucoromycota, Mucoromycetes, Mucorales, Phycomycetaceae. The annotation marks the transcript as partial.